AUGUCCGGUGUCAAUGGCAGCAAGCCGAAUCCUGGCCCGCCGACAUUAUCGGCAACACCAACGUACUCGCUGCCACCUCAUCCAGCCACCACCAAUGCUCAGCGCCAGCAGAGUCCUGCAUCGCAUGCAGCCGCAUCCACCCUCGCUGCCCUUGCAUCCAGCCCGCCCGCUUCCUCCAGUGCACCCAGCCCACGACCGCAGCAAGCUUCAUCAUCUUCGUCGACCUCCUCGGCAACGCCUUACAAUGCUCGCAACAGCACUGCAUCCUUGUUGAACCAGAGCCUGUACUCGAAUGCUUCAUCUUCCACCUCAAAGGCCGCUGCGGCUGCUGCUUCGACCAAGUCGCCAUUAGGCUCACCGCUGAAAAAGCAGAUCGAUCUGAGCACAAAGCCGCCUCCCGCUUCGUCAUCCACGUCGACGCCCAUCAAACCCGCCUCGUCGUCGUCCGCGGGCACGCCUACUUCGACUCCAGCCAAGGAAUCCGCCUCGAGCAAACGCAAAAAGGCGAAUCGUGCCUGUCUGCAUUGCCAAAGGGCGCACUUGACUUGUGACGACUCGCGGCCGUGUCAGCGCUGUGUCAAAAAGGGGCUUGCCGAUUCGUGCAUGGAUGGCCACCGAAAGAAAGCCAAGUACUUGUUAGACGAUGACGAGCUUGAGGAGCUCAAGCGCCAGAAGGAGGCCAAAAAGGCGGCAAAGCAGGCAGCACAGCAGAAGAACACGGCCGCUGCGCAGCCACGCCAAUCGCAGACAACACAGCGCGACCCGCCGUCGUCGACAGCAACAGCACAGCAGGCACAGCAACCUUCGGCACCGUCCCCAGGAAAGGCAUCCGCUGUCACCAACAUCCUCGAUCACGUCACGGCGGGCAUCUCCACACCCAGCUCUUCCGGCCACGGCCCGUCCCCGCACCAGCACGAUUACCUCUCGAGUAAUCCCUUUGACUCCAAGGGGGGCGACCAAGGCGACCUUCCUGCAGCUGGCAAUGGCGGCGGCGCACCGUUCGACCUUUCGUUUGAUCCAUCAGCGCACAACUUUGGCAGCGAAGCGACGAGUCUUGAGUAUUCGAUUCUGUCCUCGAUGCUCAACGGCACGGACCUGCAGCUGUUGGGGCCGUCGGGGGCCAGUCCGGACUUCCAGACGUCACCGGCAGUUGGAGUGAUGGAUGGCUGGAACAUUGCUAGUGGCGGACUAGAUGCGAUUCUGAACAUGGGCCUGGAGCAGAAUCAAGUGCCCGGCGCAGGGGGUAUGGACACGGCUGCGGCAACCUACAGCGAUACGGCAGGGAUGGGCGCCUAUGCGGAACCGCAGCCGAGCACAGGGUUGCAAGAGGUGGCAGGAGAGGGCGCGUUCAACGCGCUCGAAGUGCCGAGCCCCAAGCCGGCCAUGAUGGAAGAGCCCAGUCUUCUUGCGAGCGGUGGCGGCGACGAGGCACAGCAACCAGCCAACGUGGCGUCCAGCAACAACCAAGUCGAUCUGGGCUCGUCUUCUCAGCGCUCGACCUCCAACGAACCCAUCGCGGAUAUCAACAAGGCCAUCGCCUCUCGUCGCGUCGCGCGUCAACAGCAGGACACCAUCUGGCGUGCCCGUAUCGCCAAGACGUACCGCGACAACACAGCACCCUUCCCCUAUCCGGAAGGCUACCACUUCCUGGUCAAGUACGUCACGUCCAAGUUCGAAAAGCAAGACGUGCUCCGCAUCGUACGCGCCCUGGCCAUCUUCCGACCGUCGCUCAUUGCGCUGCAGAUGCCACUGACUGAGGAGGACGAGGUGUUUGUCGAGCGUUCGUUCCAGCGGACCAUGUUGGAGUUUGAGAAGCUGAUCAGUUUCAGUGGCACGCCGACGGUGGUGUGGCGGAGGACGUGCGAGAUCUGCGUGGUCGGCGCCGAGUUCUGCAUGCUAACGCAGUGGAGUAAGGACCAGCUGAUGGGGAGGAGGAUCUACGAGUUUAUGGAUAAGAACUCGACCUUGGAUUACUGGGAGAAGUUUGCGCAGCAUGCGUUUGAGAACACGACCCAGAGCGUCAUGACGACGUGCACACUGGUCAAGCCCGACGGGAAGCUGGUGCCGUGUGCGUGGAGCUUUACGAUCAAGAGGGACAUUUUUGACCUGCCGAGUUUGGUCGUAGGGAAUUUCUUGCCGAUUCUGUCGUAG
Sporisorium graminicola is the source of this 2151-nucleotide messenger RNA. RefSeq lists its product as uncharacterized. The coding region runs from base 1 to 2151 and encodes 716 amino acids. Gene Ontology annotation, molecular function: DNA-binding transcription factor activity, RNA polymerase II-specific; RNA polymerase II transcription regulatory region sequence-specific DNA binding; zinc ion binding. The transcript has 2 exons. Gene Ontology annotation, cellular component: nucleus. The record is from RefSeq and is a predicted model, not a curated record. Lineage: Eukaryota; Fungi; Basidiomycota; Ustilaginomycetes; Ustilaginales; Ustilaginaceae. Gene Ontology annotation, biological process: regulation of DNA-templated transcription; cellular response to starvation.